Messenger RNA from Rosa rugosa (rugosa rose), 1227 nucleotides. Its product is annotated as uric acid degradation bifunctional protein TTL. Gene Ontology annotation, molecular function: carboxy-lyase activity; hydroxyisourate hydrolase activity. The coding region runs from base 40 to 1041 and encodes 333 amino acids. The record is from RefSeq and is a predicted model, not a curated record. Gene Ontology annotation, biological process: purine nucleobase metabolic process. Lineage: Eukaryota; Viridiplantae; Streptophyta; Magnoliopsida; Rosales; Rosaceae. The transcript has 5 exons.
CGACUCUGCAGAUUUGGGUCUCUAGUAACAGAAACAAAAAUGGAGGGAUUCAAAUUUGAGGAGCAAGAAUUCUUCGCUUGCUGCGGAAGCUCCAAAUUCGCCAAAGAAAUGUCCAAGGCCUCUCCUUUCUCUUCUCUCGACGAAGCCGUGACUGCGGCCAGAGACAUUUGGUUCAACAAGGUCGACGUCACCGGUUGGCUUCAGGCCUUCUCCGCUCAUCCUCAGAUCGGCCACAAUCCUUCUCCUUCUUCCCACUCCACCUCUGCUCAGUGGAGCAAAGGAGAGCAGUCAACUGCUUUUGCAACUGCUACUAGUUCAAGCUUACAGGAGCUCUCUCAAUGGAAUACUAAAUACAGGGAAAAGUUUGGGUUUGUAUUUCUUAUUUGUGCGUCGGGAAAGAGCACUGAUGGGAUACUCGCUGAAUUGAAGAGACGAUAUCCAAAUAGGCCUAUUGUUGAGUUUGAGAUUGCAGCUGAGGAGGAGAUGAAAAUAACAGAAUUACGUCUUGGGAAACUUUUCUCAACUAAAGAAAAGGUUCCUUCAACAGGCAACAUGAAUCCCACAGUUGCUGCAAAGAAAGUGGAAGAAGAUCGUGUGAGCAUUAUUGGAGGUCAUCUGAGUGCUUCUUCUGAAAUUUCAGCUGUAAAAACUGAGACUCCAACUCGAACUCGUCCACCCAUCACAACCCAUGUCUUGGAUGUUUCUCGAGGAUCUCCGGGUGCAGGCAUUGAGGUAUGUUUAGAAAUGUGGAAGGGUCAUCAACCUCGUCCUGUGUUUGGCGAGUCAGCUAUAGGCGGUUGGGUAUUUCAAGGGUCUUCAACUACGAAUAGUGAUGGGCGAAGUGGUCAGUUGUUGAGCAUAGUUGAUGCAGUGAACCCAGGGAUAUACAGGAUAAGUUUUAACACCGGCAAGUACUGCCCAGGUGGGUUCUUUCCUUAUGUUUCCAUUGUGUUUGAAAUCAGGGAGUCACAGAAGUUGGAACAUUUUCAUGUUCCUCUGCUGCUGUCACCUUUCUCAUUCUCAACUUACCGUGGAAGCUAGACUUUGUUGUAGGCCAGUUGACAAAUAAACUGUCAAUAAUUUUACUUCAAAUCUUGCCUUUGAAGAUGUAUCUUGUAUGUAGCCAAAGGACUGGUUUGUUGUUAUGAGACUAAAACUCUUGAGAGCCUACAAAUUCUAUUGGGAAAAAGAAAAAAAAAAGGUUUAUCCUGUUGUGCUCAACUAGAA